GUGAUUAUGUAAUAUGUAAGAAAAACGAUGAAAAUCUCUGUUUUGGGUGCUACUGGCCCGUCAGGGUUACAGACAGUGUUAGAAGCCCUGGAGAGAGGGUACAGUGUCGUGGCCCUGGUGAGAAACCCGGAUAAACUGACCAUCAAGGACGAUAAACUACAGGUAUGUAAAGUAGACAUCUUUAAGGAGGAUGAAUUGGUUCCACAUUUUGGAGGAUGUGACGCUGUUGUAUCGUGUUUAGGGGAGGGGGGUGGUGGGGGAUCUUUGUUCGGGAGGAACAAAUGUACCCUGUACACGGACUCCAUCAGGAGUAUAGUGGGAGCAAUGAGGAAAUCGGGAGUGAAGCGUCUAAUAGCCAUGUCAUCCUGGGGUAGUGCAGUUACAGAGGGCGAACCUUUUCUUAUGAAAUGGGUUCUACGGCGGCUGUUAAUCGGAGAAAUACUGGAAAAUAUUGGAGAAAUGGAGGACUAUUUAAAUCAGGAGUGUCAAGAUAUAAACUUCACUACCGUCCGACUGCCAUGGCUUUCUAACGGACCUAGUACAGAGAAACCAAUUCAAGCAGAAAACGGCCGUCAAUAUCUGGAGAACAGUGAAACACAGAUCUCCCGACGAGAUGUGGCCAAAUAUCUACUGGAUAUUAUCAACGACUCCUCAGUGUAUAAAGCUUGUGUCGCUAUUGGUUAUGACAAGAAAAAGUGACCAGAGUUAUUUGUACCCAGAGUUUCGAGUAGUGCCAAGAAUAUUUUUAAUAUGGAUUUGAAUUUUGUUGAUUGUGCCUUAUCGCAUUUUCCUGCAAAAUUACUUGUAUAAUAUUGGUACAAUUUUCUUUGAAUUUUGACAUAUAUAAAAUAUGAGUUGAUU
This is a messenger RNA of Saccostrea cuccullata (small rock oyster), 861 nucleotides long. RefSeq lists its product as uncharacterized. Lineage: Eukaryota; Metazoa; Mollusca; Bivalvia; Ostreida; Ostreidae. The record is from RefSeq and is a predicted model, not a curated record.